This is a messenger RNA of Candida dubliniensis CD36, 3297 nucleotides long. RefSeq names its product Zcf31p (gene ZCF31). NCBI's taxonomy places the organism in Eukaryota, Fungi, Ascomycota, Pichiomycetes, Serinales, Debaryomycetaceae. Gene Ontology annotation, cellular component: nucleus. Bases 1 to 3297 code for a protein of 1098 amino acids. The transcript has a single exon. Gene Ontology annotation, biological process: regulation of DNA-templated transcription. The record is from RefSeq and is a predicted model, not a curated record. Gene Ontology annotation, molecular function: DNA-binding transcription factor activity, RNA polymerase II-specific; zinc ion binding; transcription cis-regulatory region binding.
AUGUUUAUCUCACAUAUGUCAGCACCUCCAAGUAUACCAACAAUAACCACUCCAGGUGCAUCUUCUACUAAUACACGCAGAGUCGCAAGACGAGCCUGUUUGUCGUGUCGGGAAAAGAAGAUCAAAUGCAACGGAGAACCCAUGACUACUAUAACUGCAGCUGACGGCACCAACAAAGUCAUACCUGAGAAAACCAGAACAUGUUCCAAUUGUCGGUUUUUAGAUAUACCAUGUGUGUUUGUCCAAAGCAAUCGUGGUGGGAAAAGGAAAAAACGUUCUACAGAACACCAACUAUCUGAUUCCGAAACCACCACCACCACCACCGCUGGUACACAUUCAAAUCAGUUAAAUAAACAACAGCAGCAAUUACCUCCUAUAAAAAAAACCAAAUCAACACCUUUAAUUCAUAAUCUUGAAAGAGGAGUGGUGAUACCUCCUAUUAAUAAACAACAAGAGAAGAAUCAAAAUGGACACCAUGAGGAAGAAUUGGCAUCUACUGAAAGAGUGAGCUCAUAUAUAUUAGACGGAAAUAACAGGACAAAAUUAGCAUCACCUGUCUUAACGCAUAGCACAUUUGACACACAGAAGGAGGAAAGCCAUCGAUUCAAUACUAACUUACGUCGAUCUUCUGGUACAAUAACAGGUUUUCUGCUACCACCACCUCAAGAAUUAUUGGGAAGAAGACUGGUCAGUUAUUCCCCAGGACCUUCUUCAAUCAAGAACCAAUUGCCCCAUUUAACGCCAUCAUCAACCGCAACAUCUAGUGUACAAUCACCACCACCACCACCACCGCUACCCCGUGGUAUGGGAAUUCAAUUUCAUGAAGGGAAUCAACAACCAGGCAUAUUUCCACCACCUCCUCAUCACUUGCAUCACCAGUAUUAUGGCUACCCUCCACCGCCUCCACCACCCCCUUUGCAUCAUCACCAUCAUCACCCACCUCCUCACCAUCCAGGAUUUGGGCUCCCACCACCACCACCGCCGCCUCAUUUUAAUCAGUCACCACCCUCAGCUUCUCCAUCAAGUGAAUACAAGCAUCGACAUCCAAAGCAUUUUGAUAAAGGACAUCGACAUCACCCACACCCACACCCACAUCCUCUGCAUCAUCAUCAUCAUCACCAUCACCACCAUCCCCGUCAUUUUCAACAGACCAAUGGACAGAAUGACGUAAAGUCAAAACAUACUGAAGAGAACAGUCAAAACUCAAGAACGUCACUGCCACAAUGGCUUGAUAAUACAUCAAUCUCAUCACUGGAUUCAUCUAGAUCAGUUUCAUCUCCCCAAAGUCAACAUAAUGACAAAUCGCAAUAUUCUAGUAACAAGUCCUCCACCCAGAUGAGCAGUUCCACUAAUUCUGUAACACAAACACUUGAUAAACUUCCAAAAAUGGUUUCAACACAACAAAACAACAACACUACUUCAUCUUCAAAGAUAUCGCAAAACAGUCCUUUUACCGAAUCGGAAUUGGCAAAAUAUGACUUACCACCAUGGGAGGUUCUUAAUAAAGCAAUUAAUUACUAUUAUAUAUAUAAUCAACCUAGCCAUCAAAUAUUUCCUGCAAAGACAAUAUUACUUGAAAAUUUGGCAUUAAAUACUGACAGCUCAAUUAUCCAUGCUAUUAUUGCUACUACAUGUUUGAUAAUUUCCAAAUAUGAUCCGGCCAAUGAUAUUGUUGCUGAUGAAUUGUACUGGAUCAAUAAAAUGCAUAAAUUUUGGGAUAAUUUAAAUGAUUUAGGUAUAUUAUGUUGUUACAAACUUUUAGUCAAAUGUACUUCCAUUCGAUUCAAUAUCAAAAAGAUGAAUGAUAUAAAUAUCAAACUUUGGGAAAUGAUCAACAAUAAUCAAUAUGUGGAUAUUUUCAAACAGAAACGAUUUGAUUUUCAAGAGUCGAGAAUUAUUCCAACAUUUGGUACCAAACGUCAAAAUUAUGAACGAGAAUUGACAUUAAAAAUCAUAUGGAGUUUUUAUAUUAAUAAUAUUAUUUUAUUACGAUUUAACCAAGGAAGACCAUAUUACAAAUUAUCAUCAAUUAUGAAUGGAUUUAAAUUUGAUUAUGAUCGUGAUCAAUAUUCCAAUAAUAUUUUAUUGCCCAUGAGCGAUAUUGAUUAUCUUUCGUUAAAAUCAGCUGGUAAUAGAACUAAUUGGAAUCAAUUAUAUGAACAAACUUAUAUACCAACUGAUGCCACCAGUUUGAUUUUGAGUCUGAAAAGUUUUGAAAAGUCUUUAUCGAAAUUGUCUAAUAAAGACAUUACUAUUAAAAAUUUGAUUAGUAAAGAUGAAUUUCAUAUUGAUUUAAGCAACAAAUUAAAAACAAGGUAUUAUGAAAUUCUUCCAGAUGAAAAAUUGGUGGUUAUAAACAUCAGUUAUUGGUUUUCAAAUAUAAUUUUACGAUUAUCAGAAUUGAUUCAAUACAAUUAUAUUUUAUGUGAUAUAAUGGUUUUUAAAAUGUGCAAAUAUGACAUGAAAAGCGAUUUAAGUCGUAACAGCCAUGAUGAUCAAGAUGACAGUAAAGUCAUUGGCAGUACUCAAGGAGAUAGUUCAACUACAGGUGAAAAAUUACAGGGUGUUAAUGGAAACACUUUUCGACGUAAUGAACAUUAUAAGAGUGCUUUACAACAUCUUUUGAUCAGUGACGAGACUCAACUGAUUGAAGGUUUAACUUCAAAAUUGAAAAACUUGAAUAAAAAAGAUUGGACAAUCCUAAUUGAAAUGAUCAAAUCAACUAAUGAUUAUGUGGACUUAAUCAAGCUAAUACCACUGUCAGAAUAUACAGACUAUUCUAUUAUCAUUGGACCAACAACGUUUGAUGAUAAUUAUAAUAACGAAAAUGAAACAACGAAAAGAUUCAGGAACACAAUCAACAAUUGUUCUGAAUGGUGGAACAAACAAGAAUUGAAAUCCUCUGUACAACAAUCAUGGGCUAAAUUGCCUAUAUAUAUAUUAUCAUUUACUUCAGGGGUAUUGUCAAUUAUUUACAGCUUAGCAGUUUUGACCAAGUACCUUAGAUUCAAAAAGUGCUCUGGAUCAGGGGAUUUGAUUGUUGAAUUUGUUGAGACAAAUGAAAAUAAAACCAUUGAAGGUUGCAAUAUUAAUAAUCCACAACAUCAGAAACAUAUGGUAGAUGUGUGUGAGAUUUUCACUGAGUCUCAUAUCUUGAGUCAAUUAUUUGUUUUAUGUGAAUAUGUUAAAUUCAAAUUAAGUUAUAGUGACGAGGAUCUAACUGCUUUUAGUAUCCAAAGAUUAAACAAUUUAAAUCAACAUCUCGAUGAAAUUUUACAACAAAAUUUUCCAAAAUGA